Molecule: messenger RNA, 1490 nt
Organism: Manis pentadactyla (Chinese pangolin)
Lineage: Eukaryota; Metazoa; Chordata; Mammalia; Pholidota; Manidae
Gene: VDAC3
Product: voltage dependent anion channel 3
Exons: 10
Coding region: 79-1059 (326 amino acids)
Biological process (GO): monoatomic anion transmembrane transport
Cellular component (GO): mitochondrial outer membrane
Molecular function (GO): voltage-gated monoatomic anion channel activity
Source: RefSeq, a predicted model, not a curated record
CUACGGCGCAAACGCGGUUCGGGCGGGCAGGGAGGGGCGCGCAGGCGCUGCGGGGGGAGCAAGCCGCGCAGGCGCCGAAUGCGUUGGUUUGAAGAAGACCUUCAGCGUUUCUCUGGCCGAGUGGGGUCAGGCCCUCUGGUCGGAGAAGAUAUGUGUAACGCACCAACUUACUGUGACCUAGGAAAGGCUGCCAAGGAUGUCUUCAACAAAGGAUAUGGGUUUGGCAUGGUUAAAAUAGACCUGAAAACCAAGUCUUGUAGUGGAGUGAUGGUAAGAAAAAUAGCAUAUUUGUGUGCCUGUUUUUGUGGCUGCUUUUGGUCUCUGGAAUUUUCUACUUCCGGUCAUGCCUACACUGAUACAGGGAAAGCAUCAGGCAACCUAGAGACCAAAUAUAAGGUCUGUAACUAUGGACUUACCUUCACCCAAAAAUGGAACACAGACAAUACUCUUGGAACAGAAAUCUCUUGGGAGAAUAAGUUGGCUGAAGGGUUGAAACUGACUCUUGAUACCAUAUUUGUACCGAACACAGGAAAGAAGAGUGGGAAAUUAAAGGCUUCCUAUAAGCGAGAGUGUUUCAGUCUUGGCAGUAAUGUUGAUAUAGAUUUUUCUGGACCAACCAUCUAUGGUUGGGCUGUGUUAGCUUUUGAAGGCUGGCUUGCUGGCUAUCAGAUGAGUUUUGACACAGCCAAAUCCAGACUGUCUCAGAAUAAUUUCGCCCUGGGUUACAAGGCUGCAGACUUCCAGCUGCACACUCACGUGAAUGACGGCACUGAAUUUGGAGGGUCUAUCUACCAGAAGGUUAAUGAGAAGAUAGAAACGUCAAUAAACCUUGCUUGGACGGCUGGCAGUAACAACACCCGUUUUGGCAUCGCUGCUAAAUACAAGCUGGAUUGUAGAACUUCUCUGUCUGCUAAAGUAAAUAAUGCCAGCCUGAUCGGACUGGGUUACACUCAGACCCUUCGACCAGGCGUCAAACUGACCCUGUCGGCUUUAAUCGAUGGAAAGAACUUCAAUGCAGGAGGUCACAAGGUUGGCUUGGGCUUUGAAUUAGAAGCUUAAUGUGGUUCUGAGUAAAGCAGAUUUGUCCCUGGAGGUGAAGAGAAAUGAACCCACUAUGUUUUGGCCUUAAAAUUCUGUGAAAUUUCAAAAGUGUGAACUUUUUAUUCUUCCAAAGAAUUGUAAUCCUCCUCACACUGAAGUCUAGAGAUCACAGGUCCAUCCUAAGGGAGGUGCUUGAAGGCAUGCCUGGAAGUUGUCACGUUUGUGCCACAUUUCAGUUGAAUUCCGCAGUGUUAUUUUAAUGUGUUCCUCAGUGACAACGUAGUGUCACGUUACAAAGGAAACCACCGAUCCUCCUGUUUGUACAUCACACCCUGCAUGUCCCACACCACUUUUUCCUGACCUUUUAAUAUAUUGGUCUCUGUGCUGUAGUGGAAUCUUUGGUUUUCAUCAGCAUAAAAUCAAAUAAACAUGUCACAUUUAGAACAUAA